Messenger RNA from Nematostella vectensis (starlet sea anemone), 627 nucleotides. RefSeq lists its product as uncharacterized. The record is from RefSeq and is a predicted model, not a curated record. Bases 84 to 407 code for a protein of 107 amino acids. The transcript is spliced from 4 exons. Lineage: Eukaryota; Metazoa; Cnidaria; Anthozoa; Actiniaria; Edwardsiidae.
ACUGAUAAGGCAGCUUUGCAAGCCGGAUUUAUCACAAACGUCUCUGACCAUCGACGAAGUCUUAGUUCAGUGCCUUAGCCACCAUGAUGCGUUAUACCGCCUUAACCCUUCUUGUGGUUUGCUUUGGAAUUGUUCACUCAAGGCCCCAUAACGACGAAGAAUGCGUGGAUAAGGAAGCAAAGUGCAAAAGUGUUUUAGGUACCCGUGCAGAUGAAAUGUGCCUUAAGUAUAACUCGAUAAUGAGAGAGUCCUGCCGAAAAAGCUGUGGAUUUUGCAACUGUGUAGACAAGGAGAGCAAGGAAUAUUGUGAUAAUUUGGUGAAAGGGUACGCGUGUAUCUAUGAUAAAGAUAUGAUGUGGAAGGAUUGCAAAAGUCGUUGUUCAUUCUGCGAUAAACCUAAUGUCUGAGCCCAGAUACAUAAUAGGAUAUCCUGGAUCCUGGAUAUGCCCCUGUGUUAGCCAGUAAAUUAGUAAACCACUGGUACUUGUUAUGUGCUCUUUAUCUCCUGAAUCAUACUGUCAGGUUGUAAAGAGUGGAGUUUUUUGUUUAACCUUUACUGUAAAAGAGUGUUUCUAUUGUUAAAUUUUGAUAUGUAUUUUGACAAUAAACUUUACCUUAUGUUAUGAA